Nezara viridula (southern green stink bug) is the source of this 306-nucleotide messenger RNA. The record is from the annotation of a GenBank genome assembly. Lineage: Eukaryota; Metazoa; Arthropoda; Insecta; Hemiptera; Pentatomidae.
AUGCCGCUUUUCCUGCUCUAUCUUUCCAAUAUUGGGGACAUUCUGGCCAAGAGCUUUAAGUGGACCUACGCUAAGUGUUGUCUCUGUACAGGUUGUCAACUAAGUCGUCCUUCAAAGGUAAGGAUACCACCCGAUGGCAUCCUUGGAAAAGACAAAACCUACUUCUCUAGCUUCCGCACCGCAGUAGAUAGUAACCAGAACAACUGGGGUCAUACUACUGGGGAGCAUCUAGCACACGACCACUACGUCUGCAACCGGCGUACCGCCAAGCGGUCCCGGCCACCAGCCCAUAUAGUCAUUGCCUGA